UCAUUUAUAAUGGUGAAUAUAAUCUUAAUGGGAUGAAGGUAGGGAGAUGGGAUAUUAUGUAUUGUAAAAUGAGAGAAAACUAAUAUAAAUAGAUGUAAAUAUGAAUUAAUAAUAAAAUAUUCGAAUAUAUAGUGGUGGGGGAUCAUAUGAUCAAGAGGGAAAUUAGAAAAAAAUUGGAAGGUGGACAGAAUUGGAUGAAGGGUUUGAUAGUUAAAAAUAAUUAACUUAUAAGGGUGAAUACAAUGUGAAUGGUAUGAAGGUAGGUAGAUGGGAAAUUAUAUCUAAUUAAUAUGGAGAAUAUAAAUAAAUGUAAAUAUUGGUAAUAUUCAAAAUUUAUAGUGGUGGGGGAUCAUAUGAUUCAGAGGGAAAUUAGAAAAAAAUUGGAAGGUGGACAGAAUUGGAUGAAGGGUUUGAUAGUUAAAAAUAAUUAACUUAUAAGGGUGAAUACAAUAUGAAUGGUAUGAAGGUAGGUAAAUGGGAAAUUAUAUCUAAUUAAUAUGGAGAAUAUAAAUAAAUGUAAAUAUUGGUAAUAUUCAAAAUUUAUAGUGGUGGGGGAUCAUAUGAUUCAGAGGGAAAUUAGAAAAAAAUUGGAAGGUGGACAGAAUUAGAUGAAAAGUUUAUGAGUAUGAAAUAAAUCACUUACAAUGGUGAAUAUAAUAUGAAUGGGAUGAAGGUAGGUCAAUGGGAUAUUAUGUAUUGUGAAAUGUUAUUUGGAAAUAAAUCUUCUAGCUUCAUUUUAAUGA
Molecule: messenger RNA, 743 nt
Organism: Paramecium sonneborni
Lineage: Eukaryota; Ciliophora; Oligohymenophorea; Peniculida; Parameciidae
Source: the annotation of a GenBank genome assembly